AAUCUGAUUGACAAGAGAACAGGGGUUCGGAUGUUCGACAAGAAGUCGUUGGCUUUGAUCGAUAGACCGACCGAUGAGGUCGAGAGUAUUGUACGGCACGUCUGCUUUCACUGCGAGAAGAGAUACCAUUCAAGGAAUGACUAUAAGAAACAUCACUCGAAGCGUCACUUCAAAGAUGGCAAAGCAAUGAAUGGCAUUAAAUACAGAAAGAUUGUUGAAAAACGAGACAAUGGAUUCCAUUUGGAGUCAAAGGAUACCAAUCAUAAGACCAAACAUAAGAAAACCAAACACUUGUCUUCCAGUACUUCAUUGUCGGCUUCAUUGGAUCCAAGCCUUAAUCCAAAAGUGAAGAAAUUGAAGCUGAAGUUGAAACCAAAAGCUGUUCCACAUGUGGUGGCAGACAAUGAAUCGAUAACUCCAUCCACUUCUUCGUCAGUGGACAGUGAAAGUGGUAGCGAAAGGACUGGCAUGAGAUGGGUUCCUCAGUGUCAGAUCUGCUCAUUCAUGCCAUUAGUGGACUCAACGAAUAUGAUUGCAAUGCAUAUCACGAAAGAGCACAAUAAGUCCGCUCAAGAAGUCCGCGAUUAUUAUGUUCUCAAACCCUUAAAACUCAAAUCUAAGUCUAAAUCUCACUAACCGUUCACUCAAUCCAUAUAUCAGUUAAAUCUCAUUUGUUUUUCGCUUUUAUUUAUAUGACAUUAGAUGACAUUAUCUGAAUCCAUGCUCUAAGC
Molecule: messenger RNA, 731 nt
Organism: Medioppia subpectinata
Lineage: Eukaryota; Metazoa; Arthropoda; Arachnida; Sarcoptiformes; Oppiidae
Source: the annotation of a GenBank genome assembly